AUGGCCCCGGCCCGCUUAAAGGCGGCGGCGGCCGCGCCGCGGGCAGAGCGAGGCGUGCGCCGCGGCCGCCGCCGGCGCGGAGGCGGCGCGAAGAUGCCCCGGGGCUUCCUGGUGAAGCGCAGCCGGCGGCCCACCCCCGUCUCCUACCGGGCGCGCUGCUGCCGCGAGGCCGCCGCCGGCCCGCCGCUCCCCACCGGCGGCGCCGCGCCGCCGCCGCCGCCCGCGCCGCGGGACUCGCCGCCGCCGCCGGUGCCGUUCGGGACGCCCGAUGCCGCCGUGCAGGCGCUGUACAGCCCCACGCGGCCCGUCAGCAGGGACAAGUACCUGGAGCGCGGCUUCAGCCUGGGCUCGCCCGUCUCGGCCGAGUCCUUCCCCGCCCCGGCCGUGCCCGGCACCAUGGACCCGCUCCUCUUCGCCCCGGCCGAGCUCAAGCUCUGGGCCGCCGCCGGCCACGCCGAGCCGCCCGCCGGCCACGCCGCCAGCGCCGGCACCGGCCCGGGUCCCGGCGCAGCCCCCGCGCCGCCCGCCCCGGCCGCGCCGCCCGCCCCGGGCCGCCCGCCGCCCGCCAAGCGCCCGCCGGGCGCCGCCGAGCCCGGCCGGCAGAAGGCCCCGUCGGGCAAGAAGGCGAAGGCGAUCCGCAAGCUGACCUUCGAGGACGAGGUGACCACGUCGCCCGUGCUGGGGCUGCGCAUCAAGGAGGGCCCGGUGGAGGCGCCGGCCAAGGCGCGGGGCGGCUGCGCCCGCCCGCUGGGCGAGUUCAUCUGCCAGCUCUGCAAGGAGGAGUACGGGGACCCCUUCGCGCUGGCGCAGCACCGCUGCUCCCGCAUCGUCCGGGUGGAGUACCGCUGCCCCGAGUGCGACAAGGUCUUCUCCUGCCCCGCCAACCUCGCCUCCCACCGCCGCUGGCACAAGCCGCGCCCGCCCGCCGCCAAGGGCGGCCCCGAGGCGGGCCGGGCGCCGGCGGAGGAGCCGCCGAAGGAGGCGGGCGGCAGCGGCAGCGAGCGGGACACGCCGAGCCCCGGCGGCGCCUCGGAGGCGGGCUCCGAGGAGGGGCUCUUCGAGUGCCCCCGCUGUGCCAAGCGGUUCCGCCGGCAGGCCUACCUGCGCAAGCACCUGCUGGGCCACCCGGCGCCGGGACCCGGCCCGGCACCGGCCCCGGCCCCUGCCCCCGCCGCGGCCCCCGCCGCCCCCGAGCCCGUCCCCGAGGAGCCGCCCGCGCCGCCGCCCGCCGAGUGCCGCCUCUGCCCGGUCUGCGGGGAGACCUUCCCCAGCAAGAGCAGCCAGGAGCGGCACCUCCGCCUCCUGCACGCCGCCCAGGUCUUCCCCUGCAAGUACUGCCCGGCCACCUUCUACAGCUCGCCCGGCCUCACCCGGCACAUCAACAAGUGCCACCCCUCCGAGAACAGGCAGGUCAUCCUGCUCCAGGUGCCGCUGCGCCCCGCCUGCUAG
Gavia stellata (red-throated loon) is the source of this 1449-nucleotide messenger RNA. RefSeq names its product INSM transcriptional repressor 1 (gene INSM1). Gene Ontology annotation, molecular function: RNA polymerase II cis-regulatory region sequence-specific DNA binding; DNA-binding transcription repressor activity, RNA polymerase II-specific. Gene Ontology annotation, biological process: negative regulation of transcription by RNA polymerase II; neuron differentiation; regulation of cell cycle process. Gene Ontology annotation, cellular component: nucleus; transcription repressor complex. The record is from RefSeq and is a predicted model, not a curated record. NCBI's taxonomy places the organism in Eukaryota, Metazoa, Chordata, Aves, Gaviiformes, Gaviidae.